Messenger RNA from Erigeron canadensis, 1909 nucleotides. RefSeq lists its product as uncharacterized. Bases 107 to 1486 code for a protein of 459 amino acids. The transcript is spliced from 6 exons. The record is from RefSeq and is a predicted model, not a curated record. NCBI's taxonomy places the organism in Eukaryota, Viridiplantae, Streptophyta, Magnoliopsida, Asterales, Asteraceae.
AGAAUCAAAAAUAUAAUUCAGCUAAGCCCUAACAUCUGUUUGCCGUCGCCGGUCAGUCCUCAUCCGCCGUUGACCAGGGGCUAGGGAUAGUUAACGACCACUGAUAAUGGCCGAUAGAGAAGAUUCAGACAUUGAUGAUGAUUUUAGUGAACUUUACAAGGAAUAUACUGGUCCUCCAAGAUCAACUACUGCUAGUGUGCCUGAAACCACAAUACCGAGUAAAAGGUCUCAUGCCGAUUCGGAUGAAGAAGAGAAUCCCUUGGACCCUAGUGCCGUCCCAACUGGUUUUACCAGUCGUGAUGCUAAGUUUUGGGAGGCAAAGUCUAAAGCUACGGAAAAGAACUGGAAGAAAAUGAAGGAAGAAGAAAUGAUCUGUAAAUUAUGUGGAGAAUCCAGUCACUAUACACAGGGUUGCCCGUCUACACUUGGGGCUAAUCGCAAGUCUCAAGAUUUAUUUCAAAGAGUCCCUGCAAGAGAUCCUCAAGUGAAAGCACUUUUCACUGAGAGGGUUAUUAGGAAAAUUGAGACGGAUAUUGGGUGUAAACUUAGAAUGGAGGAGAAAUUUAUAAUUGUUAGUGGUAAGGAUGGCCGAAUUUUGUCAAAUGGUGUUGAUGCUGUUCACAAAAUUAAGAAUGAGGGUGACACCAUGGUUGAAUCCAAUUCUAACAUCGAGCGGUCCAAGUCACCGAAAGGAAGAAGUCCUGUUGCCUCAAGGAUGGUACGCUCUGAUUCUCAGAGGUCUAUACCUAGUCCUCGAAACUCUUCAAGUUUUAACCAGAGGCCUGGCAGACAAGACAAAGUCAUUGAAGAGCAUGUGCAUGAGGAAUUUCAGAAGUAUCCUAGGGGAUCCCCACAAGCCCAAGCUUAUGGGAAUGAUGGCGGCCGGAGCCGCUCAGCACACUCGAAAUCUCCUGCUCGCACUCCAUACGCUGGUGGAUCAUAUAGCUUAAAUGAUAAUCUCGGCCAGGUAAGGGAUAUGCACCGGAAUGAAGGACGGGAUGUGGACACACGUGGCCAAAAGGGAGGCUUUUCUAGUUUCUCUCAGACGUUGGAGGAAUUAGAGUUGGAGUAUAAGAGGGAUGCUAUGGAUAUUGCAAAAGUUCGAGACAACGAAGAAGACGAAGAGAAUCACAGGCAUCGUGAGGCUGUCAGGGAAAUGCGAGAAAAUCACAUGAAAAGAUUGGCAAUGACACGGGAAACACAUGCAAAGCAAUGGGAAAGGUUUCUACAACUUGACGCACGAAGAAGGCAACAAGAAGGUCGACAACAAGUUCCUGCUCCAGGGUUUGGUGGUUAUAAAGUUGAGGGUCAUUAUGAUUACGGUAAUGCUGCCAGUAAUCCUUAUGGUAAUAAUAUGUCUACCGAGUCAAGAGUAAGAUAUCCUGAACUUGAUAAUUAUCCUUUGAGAUCCAGUCACAACUAUGAAGACUUUCAACAUCAAAGACACGAGGAUCAUGGCCAUGGAAAAGCAUAUAAUCGAUAUUAGAUUAUAUCUACAGUACUCUGGUGAGUUGCCUAGUCGGAAUUAGUAUGUGCAGAUAUUAGUUCAGUUUUAUCUCUUGCUCUAUCAAUUAAUUAUUCAUGUGCCCCAUCAUCCAUCAACCUUCUGCUGUUUUUUGGACUUGUUGCUACUAUUUUGUACCCUUCGUUUUAGUAUCCUUAGUUGAAUUGAACAUAAUAUAACUUUGUGUAGCCUUUAGUUUCUGGUCUGAUGCUUGAUAUAUUAAUACCCGUUGAAAGCAUUAUGAUUUUGCUGAAGAAUCGUCUUACAAUGUAUGCUUCACAAACGGGGUGUGAAGACUCGAGUGUUGUUAGGUCAGCAAUGUUGUCUAGGAUGGAAUUUUUCCAGUUUUAGUUGUUUUUGCUAGGAAAAUUUGAAAUAAGAAUGAUGAUCAUUUGUAAGGAAAAA